CUCAGAUAUGUCAAUUCAAGAAGAGGAUAACAGUCCGUGUGCUCAGUCCACGGUUCUCCAAGAAGACGAGUUUAUUGACUUACCUUUGUCACAGGAUGAAGAUGAGGAUUCCCAAGAACCAACCCACAAUGAGGAAGAAUUACAACAGGAUAAUGAGCCAGAAAGUGACACAAACGAUGUGCCACCAGACUCCCCAACUACGUUAUCAACUGCAAGCCAACCACAAUCAGCUCCAGCAGUAGCUAGCAACACGACAACAUACGACCCAGAAGUCUACACCUCAACAACCCAAUUGGCGUUCAAAGAUAAGAAGUCGUUGAAAAUUGAAAUAAUCGAUGCUGGCAAAAGCCGUGAAGGUCACAGCAGAGGAUAUAUUGUUUAUACAAUCAAGUGUAAUGAUUCGCUGGUAAGAAGACGUUACAGCGAGUUUGAGAGUCUUAGAAACACAUUGGUCAAGCUAUUCCCGACAUUGAUAAUUCCACCAAUUCCUGAAAAGCACAAGAUAUCAAAAUAUGCUGCUGCUCCAACGAAGGCCAAAGAGGAUACAAGAAUUAUAGACCAUAGAAGACGAAUGCUAUCAGUUUUUUUGAAAAGGCUAUUGGAGAUUGAUCAAGUCCGUGAAAGUCAAGUUUAUCAGAGCUUUUUAGAUCCAAAUGCCAAUUGGCCAGAGGUGCUGACUUCUCCUCCUAUUUCGGAUAUACCAAAGAAUAUACUACAGGCAGAUCCACUGGAUCCUGCUCAUUCCACUGCAGCUCAUUCAUACUUACCUCUCCCAUCAAGUACUGUUAUUGUGGUCAAGGAAACUCAAGAAGAUAAAAAAUUCAAUGAAGUUGAAGCUAACGCCAAAGAAUAUGAAGCAGUUAUAUCGAAUGGUAUUGAUAAAGCUAAUAAAAGAAUUGUGAAACACCUUAGUGAUAUGUCUACUGAGUUCUCAGAAGCCGGGGCUGGUUUCAACUCAUUUAGUUUACAAGAAAAUGGGAAAUUGGCAUCUACACUUGAAAAAGUUGGUCAAGUUCAUGACAAUUGUUAUUUAUCAACUGAAACUUUGGUGAACUCUUUAAAUUAUGAAUUUACUGAACCAUUGGGAGAGUCCGUUCAAUUUGCUUCAGUGGUGAAAGAUAUCAUAAAGUUUAGACAACAAAAAGCAUUACAGCUAGAUAUCACAGCUAGAACAUUGAAGCAUAAAUCUAAUCAUCUAAACUUACUACAAAAAUCUGAGCAAGAAUCUAAGAGAAUUGAUCAAGCUUUGGAUGCUGAAAGCGGUAAAACACAGCAGAUCAAUUUUGAUAGAAAACAAGCUGCAAAAGAUGCACAAGCUAAAGCUAACCAAGAUGCUGGUUUGAAUCAGAGUGUCACUCCGUUAGAACCAAAGAAGUCAUCAAAGUUCAAAAUCCCUGGAAUUUCAAAGAUUAGCAACGUUAUCAAGGAAGCUAUUGAAUCGGAUCCUGAGGUUACACGCCAACAUAAUCUGACAAAGACAAAGGAUGAUAUAAAUCAAUUGAAACAAACUGUCACUGCAGCUGAAGAAGACUUAGGGAAAGUUACUAAAUCAAUCAAGAAUGAGUUGGAGAGAUUCCAAAUAUCGAAGGAAGAAGACUUGAAGAAAAUGAUACUGGCUUAUAGUGCUUGCGUUUUAGAUUGGUCAAAGAAGAAUCUUGAAUUCUGGGAAGAGGCCAAAGCUGAUUUACAAAAGGCAUAAACCAAUGGUUUGAAAUUUGAGCGUAAUAUUCAUGAAUUAUGAGCGAACUGAAUACAAACUGACUAAUUAUGGACUCGGAUCACAACAAUAUUCAUUUUCGAUUGUAGCUCUGUCCUUCUCUUUUCUGUAUAGAAACUUCACUCGCUUUUGAGUUUGAAGAUUUUUCCUGCUCACAGUGCGUUGCCAUGGAGACAGCUCUCGGAAUAUAAUCAAUACCUGAUCGAAUAAACAACCAACAAUCCCAUUUCGGCUCAUUAAAUCACUAGUGAGCCCUUGAGCUCUACAUAAGGC
Messenger RNA from Hansenula anomala, 1990 nucleotides. It is a transcript of the gene ATG20, whose product is annotated as Atg20p. The transcript has a single exon. Lineage: Eukaryota; Fungi; Ascomycota; Saccharomycetes; Phaffomycetales; Wickerhamomycetaceae. Gene Ontology annotation, biological process: retrograde transport, endosome to Golgi. The record is from RefSeq and is a predicted model, not a curated record. Bases 8 to 1699 code for a protein of 563 amino acids. Gene Ontology annotation, molecular function: phosphatidylinositol binding.